AUGGUUUCUGAAGUCAGAAAGCGCCCGUCGGGUGCUGAUCACAGCCCUGUCCAUGAUGAACAUCCUCAACCCAAGAGAACAAAGACGGGAUCAGCGCAAAGUGCUGCCCCAUAUGCCAGGUCCCAUGCAGGCGCGACAGGGAAGAUUGAUUCAAAUGGGGAUAAGUAUUGGGAAAUUUCCAAGAUGCGCAGAGUCACGAUAUCGACUUUUCGCGGCAAAACCAUGGUCAACAUCAGAGAAUACUACGAAAAGGAUGGUCAGGAGCUUCCUGGGAAGAAAGUAAGCUCUCUUUCACCUGUGGUUUUUACUCUCGAGAGGGUUUACUCAAUUAAUCCAAGGGUAUUUCUUUGCCGCUUGAUCAAUUUGCCUCGCUAG
This is a messenger RNA of Aspergillus melleus, 375 nucleotides long. Its product is annotated as transcriptional coactivator p15/PC4 family protein. Gene Ontology annotation, molecular function: transcription coactivator activity; DNA binding. The transcript has a single exon. Gene Ontology annotation, biological process: positive regulation of transcription initiation by RNA polymerase II. Bases 1 to 375 code for a protein of 124 amino acids. The record is from RefSeq and is a predicted model, not a curated record. NCBI's taxonomy places the organism in Eukaryota, Fungi, Ascomycota, Eurotiomycetes, Eurotiales, Aspergillaceae.